GAACCCGUGUGCACCGUGAUCGAGAGACCGGGCGUGCGAGAGUUUCUGGCGCAGCUCGCUACGUUCGCCGAGGUUUGCGUGUUCACGGCGGGCAUGGAAGGGUACGCGAAACCCCUUUUGGACGCGAUCGACCCCGCCGGUGACUCGAUUCACCACAGACUGUACCGGCAGGCGUGCGUGAAGACGCCCAUCAGGGACCACGUGAAGGACAUCAGCCGGCUGGGCAGGGAUCUCAGCGCGACGGUGAUCGUGGAUAACAACCCGUUCUCGUUUCUCCUCCAGCCGCACAACGGGAUACCGAUCGUGAGCUUCACGGGGGACCCCGGGGACGACGGGUUGUUGCGGCAGCUGCUGCCGGUGCUGCGUAGGCUCGGCGACGCGGUGGCGCGCGGGGAGGACGUCCGGCCCUUCUGCCGGCGUCAGUUUAAGAUUGA
Molecule: messenger RNA, 434 nt
Organism: Micromonas commoda
Lineage: Eukaryota; Viridiplantae; Chlorophyta; Mamiellophyceae; Mamiellales; Mamiellaceae
Exons: 1
Molecular function (GO): phosphoprotein phosphatase activity
Source: RefSeq, a predicted model, not a curated record